UUACUGAAUUCCAUACCUAGAUGUCGAUCGUAUCAAGUUCCAAUACAACCAAUGUCCAAUCUACGAGAAAAUUCAACGAUCUACGUCUCCUGGUUUCUGCUGAUCGAGCAAAUAUGGCCGAAUCAGAAAACACUGAAAACAAUAGGAAUUAAGGCUACAGACGAUUAACAAAGUCCCAUGUGUGUGUGUCCAACCGGUGAUGUAAAUUUGGACAUAGUUCUGACAAAAGCUUCGGUGUAGAUGCUCUAAUCCAAUAAAUAGUUUAAAUCUGCACGUGAACGUAAAAUUCAUUAGGUUUUCUGUGGAAAUUAUUAAAUGAGUGCGUGGAGUUAGUGAUUACGGAUACUACAGCGACCUACGACCUUCUUGUUGUGGGUAUACUUCUGGGACAUUCGGACUUCUUUCGCUUAGCGACGUAACAACAGUCUGCUGUGAAUAUUUUUGCCAAUUGAAAAAUUGAUUCAGGAGGAUGACGAUUCUGUCGAAAAAGAAGACGAAUGGGACAAAGGAUAGGCGUGAAGGAGCAAAUGGGCCCGAAGUAGAUGUCCAUGGUGUGCAGAGUGAACAUGGGCCAGGUCCCAUUGCUCUACCCAACAGUGGUCCCUAUCAGGUGAGGGGAAAUAGUGGAUUUGGUGUCGAUCUGCAUGGUGUUCAGGGUGAACACGGUUCAGGACCCAUAGUUCUUAGCAGUAGCUCAUAUGAGGCCAACGUUGAUCGUAGAGAAGAAAAACAUUUUGAGGAAACUGGUGGACCAAGUCAUGGCAAACGCCAUCGUCAACGAGCAAGUCCUCAUAGUAGUUGUAUUGGUAGGACUUCACGUACAAAGCGUGACCGGGAAAGAGACAGAGGUAGGGAGAGAGAACGUGAGCGAGAACGUGAGAGGCAGGCAACUCCUCCAACUGCUUCCUGUAGCGGUCUACAAGGUACAGAUAGCACUGUUAUAAGUAACAGUCGCAUGAGCAUUGUGACAAAUACUACAAAUAGUGAGCAUGAAUUGGCAAAUGGCUAUAAUAGUGGUGAUGAAUAUACUGGUCGCACUGGAAACAAUCUAACAUUGGCUGAAUGGCAGGAGCGCGAUCGAUGGUUUGAGAAGCGAAUGCGGAAAAUGGGGUUUAUAGUUAAGAAAAUGGGGGAGGAUGGUGCGUGCCUAUUUCGCGCGGUAGCAGAUCAAGUAUACGGCGAUCAAGAAAUGCAUGGAGUUGUGCGGAAACACUGUAUGGAUUAUAUUGCUGCCAACCAGGAGUUUUUCUCUCAUUUUGUGGCUGAGGAUUUUAGCACAUACGUAGAUCGAAAGAGGCAGGAAUAUGUUCACGGAAAUCAUAUAGAAAUGCAAGCCAUGUCAGAAAUGUACAAUCGCAGUGUCGAGCUCUUUUGUUACAGUACCGAACCCAUAAAUAUUUUCCACGGUGUCCUGAAAAGUGACAACGAGCCAAUACGAUUGUCUUAUCAACGAGGUAGUCACUACAACAGCAUAGUGGACCCGUACAAAGCCACUAUUGGUGUAGGAUUAGGUCUACCGUCUUUUAAUCCUGGUUCUGCUGAUCGUGAACUUAUAUCUGAUGCAGUGCGUCAAAGUGAGGAAUUACAUAUCGAACAGACUAUGCUAGAGGAUAAAAUAAAAGCCACAGACUGGGAAGCCACCAACGAGGCGAUAGAGGAACAGGUUGCUAGAGAAAGUUAUUUGCAAUGGCUGCGCGAUAAUGAAAUGCGAAAAGCUCGGUCAACUAGUAGUAGCAGUACAAGUACGGUAACCAGUGCCCAGCACAGUCACACUCAUUUUCAUUCUCAUGGAGGUCGUACGCAACAACGUGGGCAUGCAUCAUCUCCAACGGCAACUCAAGCGAGCCAGGAUGCUCUGCGCAAUUCUCCAAAGGCGAGCGACUCUGUGCGGAAUAGCAAAAGGUCCCCGCAGCAUCAGACGCAAACUUCUGGAAAUGUUGAUCAUCUGUCUUCUGAGUUUGAGCCCAAAUUGAUACCUCAGGAGCCCGUACCAGGUAGCAGCAAGGAGUCCCACACAUCUCCUGACAUUUCGCUGUUCAACCGCCUUCCACCUGAAGUAUUUGGAUUGACCGACUGGGAGGAUAGCGACAUACUGUCUCAAGUACUUGCUACUUCACAACAGGAGUACUUGGACAGCUUGAAGCAAUCGCGUACCUCAACUAGCACCGGAACCGACGCUAAUAAUAUGAACAACAGUCUCAUCAAUAACAGCAUCAAUACGAAUACCAAUACUACUACUACCAAUAUAAUAGAAUCUAAUAACAGUUAAUUCGUAGGGAGCAAUCGUUAUCCUUAAAGUUCAAAAGAGAUCAGAGCAAAGAAUAUACAUUUCUAUAUUGCAGUAUCGUCUAUUGUAUCCCAUUGUACUAGGGCCGAAGGUGGUUUAGCUUUUCUAUCUCACUGUCUGUCUGCUUCUAUUUCUAUCUCACACUUUACUCCGUUUCUUAUUGCGUAACCCUCGUGCAAUAGAAUAUUCAUUUACAUCGAUUUGCGUAAUGCGAACAAUUUACGUACAGCUAUAAAUACAAUCAUAAAUGAAAUCAUAGUUCAGGCCGGAAACACCUUAUUAUUCUUUUUAAAUUCUAUCAUGCGUACCUUUUUUAAAUUAUCAUUUCUUUUAGUUAUCUCUUAUCCUUUCGUUCAUCUCGAAGCUUAUGGAAUCAUCUGCUAUGAUAAGCACGUUAGAGAUUCUUUACUUGUCAAGAAUAACUAUUUUCAUAUUCUUGCCGCUGCUACCAUUGACACAGCGUCAUAUCGUAGUAUUUACGAUCUUGCAAUUCGCCUAUGUAAUUUUACCCCUACCACCUUCAAUCGUGGCCCUUAUUCUUUUAGGCAAACGUAGUUUACAACAGGCCGUGACGGGCAUAAAUAUUUAUUUCUUUUAUAAUCUUAAUUGUUUCUUUCUUGAUAUAACAUCAUAGAUCAAAUGCUUUAGAAGAAACUUGGUUGCAUUAUUUGUAACAAAAUAAAUAAAUAAAAAAAGUAUAACAUCUAACAACGUUUGUAGACUUAGAGAUGUUUUCUAGUUUAACAAAUAUAAUACUCAUCAUAAAAAUGAUUGUUUUACAGAGUUUAUAAAAGUACAGCUAAUGUC
Messenger RNA from Cephus cinctus (wheat stem sawfly), 3094 nucleotides. RefSeq names its product OTU domain-containing protein 5-B (gene Duba). Gene Ontology annotation, molecular function: K63-linked deubiquitinase activity; cysteine-type deubiquitinase activity. The transcript has 12 exons. Gene Ontology annotation, biological process: protein deubiquitination. The record is from RefSeq and is a predicted model, not a curated record. Lineage: Eukaryota; Metazoa; Arthropoda; Insecta; Hymenoptera; Cephidae. The coding region runs from base 470 to 2269 and encodes 599 amino acids.